Molecule: messenger RNA, 2350 nt
Organism: Ciona intestinalis (vase tunicate)
Lineage: Eukaryota; Metazoa; Chordata; Ascidiacea; Phlebobranchia; Cionidae
Source: RefSeq, a predicted model, not a curated record
UAAAUAUUUUAAUUCCAAAUUUUAAGCAGGUCUUAUAGGGCAGACUGCAGGAAUUCCGAGUAUUUGCAAUUUACAAUCUAUAUACCAGCCAUGGAAAACUCCAGCACCAAAUGCGCAAAGUGCAUGUUGGUUCUGUUCAACAUGAUUUUCUUCAUUGGUGGUGUCGUCCUUGCCGGUUUAGCUGGUUACGGUGCAUUCAAUAAGAACAGUCCCCUGCACUCUGUCGUUGUCGAAAUGAAAUCAACAAUUCUGCUUGAUGGAUUAUACUUGCUGUUUGCGGUCGGAUUAUUUUUAGCUCUGAUUUCUUUAAUUGGUUGCUGGGGAGCUAUGAGUGAAAGCAAGUGUCUCCUCUAUUCUUACUUCUCCGUUAUGCUGGUUGUCUUCUUGGUGCAAAUGUCGGGGAUUAUCAUUUGUUUCGUCAAGUACCAAGCGAUCAAGGGUAUGGUAUUGAAGGCGCUCCAAAGCAGAACAACGAUUGAUCCAAGUCAUUUGAAACAAUCACUAGUAAACAAAGCAACCAACGUUAUCUUCGACAAAUUCGAGACAAAGUAUCACUGCUGUGGAUUUUACGGUCCAAGUGAUUAUUUAUCAGCGUUUCCCGACUCUUGCUAUGCUAAAGUGCACGCCAGGAAUAAACGAGCAGCGAAUUCAUCCGCUACAACGAACCCAACAAUAGCUAGUGUCUCAGCAGUAUUGACCACCGCUGCGAAAAUAGUGGCAACUACACAACCUGCCACAGCAGCUGCUACCCAUCAUAUAGCUACAACUCCUGAAGCUACAACUCCUAUAGCAACAACUGCAGCGCAUCAUGUUGCAACCACCGCAGAAGCCUCCACCGCUGCCCCAACAGCUGCAAUAACAACCAAACCUGUUAUACAUGCUACCGUAGCGGCGCACACUGCAAGCGCAGUGACGACUGCAUCACAUUCUGGCACAACCGCCGCCCCAGCUUCACAUGGAGCGCUCUACACCAAAGGUUGUGGUAAAGUAUUGAAACCUUACUUAUAUGCUGCUGGAGGAAUCGCUAUUGUUAUCUUAAUUAUGGAGUUGGUGGUUCUGUUUCUUGCAUGUUGCAUGAUCUCUGCGAUCAAUCAAGGCUAUACACCUGUGUGAAGAUAUAUAUGUAUGGUACAGUGGGGGUAAGAUGGGCGCCGUUAGCACAGAAUAUCCCGUAUUUCUGAAUCGUUUUUUUAAUUACCAACACUCUUUUAGAGACGUGAGCGUAAAGUUUUAUGUAAUUCUGUAAAUAUUUUUUGUUUACUACCAAAUAGGACAAUAAAAAAGAAAUGAAACAUGGUCAUCUUACCCCAAAGUAUUAUGCUUGCCAAUGUCGCUGCUGAGUACUUAUAAAGUAAGUGCUGCGUUCGUUAAUGUUAUAUUGUACGGUGGGGGGAGAUGGGACACCUUUUCAUUCUAUUUUCUUGUCCCGCUUGGUACUAAACAAGAAUUACAAAACCGCAUCCUCACGACUCCUAUAGACCGUUGUUAAUUGUUUAAAACAGGAUCAGGAUAUUUGGAUAUUAUGUGCUGAAGGUGUUCCAUCUUCCCCCACCUUAUUAUAACUAAUUUUAUGUGUUAUCGUAAAGGUGAGGUCGUGUAUUGCAAAAAUAUUCGACUUUAAAUAACAUUUCCCAUGAAUUCUUGGCGUUAGUAUUUCUAUCAUAGACACUUUUAAUGUUACGUUUAUUUUUCUGUCUGCGGUUUAUAUUAAAAUACAUUGGCGGCUAAAGGUGCCUGUACACAGUAUCCGGAACUCGUCCGUUUUGUCUGUUUUUUCCUGAUUUAGCUGUCGCAUGCGGAACUCGGUAAUGGGUUUGCAUACGAAUUCGCAUGCCGGAUACUGUGUACAGCCACCUUUAGUUUCCCAUACUGCCAGACAUCAAUGUUCACUUUGCAUAAUGUUCAACUUUAAAAAAGCUUAAAGUUUGCAAACGGAUGUUUUAGUCUUACCUAAUUCUUUAGGUGGCUGUACACAGUUUUUCGGAAUUCGUCCAUUUUGUCUGUUUUGUCCGGAUUUCGCUGCCGCAUGCGGAACUCGGUAAUGGGUUUACAUAUGAAUUCGCAAGCGAAUUCGCAUGCCGGAUACUGUGUACAGCCACCUUUACUUAAUGUGUGCCAAUGCCGCCUAUCAGUGUAAUAUAUACGGAUAUUAAAAUUAAAUCAAAACUAAAAAGUUUGCUAGACUUUAUACCAAAAACUGCUGCAUACAUUUCUUGGUAAAAAAGUUGUUUUUAUUGUGCGAAUUUGAAAACUAAAAAACCUUCUUCUGUUUUAAUCACAUGCGUAUAAGCUGUUUUGUAUAAUAACUUUGCUAUUCUAUUCAGAAGACUUGAGUAUUAAAAGAAUCCAC